Molecule: messenger RNA, 5073 nt
Organism: Zerene cesonia (dogface butterfly)
Lineage: Eukaryota; Metazoa; Arthropoda; Insecta; Lepidoptera; Pieridae
Gene: Cc2d2a
Product: protein CC2D2B
Exons: 12
Coding region: 1-3684 (1227 amino acids)
Biological process (GO): protein localization to ciliary transition zone; non-motile cilium assembly
Cellular component (GO): ciliary transition zone
Source: RefSeq, a predicted model, not a curated record
AUGACUGAAGAUAUUGAAUUACAUACAUACAAUCAAACAGUAGUGAGCGACUCAGAAGAUUAUUAUGAAAUUGAUCAAGCAAAGCUUGAAACAGCAGUGUCGUUGGAACAAUUGACACGAGUUAAAUUAAAUCCGAAUUUUCCUAACAUUGAAAAAAAUUUAAAUGAAUCUAACAAGGAUAUUCAGAUUCGGUAUGUGAAACCUCAUAUAUUCAACGAUUAUGUUUUUGAUACCUAUAGAGAUGACGUAAGUAAAACUGCAAAGUUUUUGGAUAUUUCGUUCAAAAAUAUUUAUUUUAUGCAUCAUCACGAAUUUUCAUUAGAAAAAAUACUUACAAUACAGUUAGAAGCAUAUUUUAGAAAAUAUACCGAUAUUCAGAUUUCUAUUAGGGAAGUAUCACGGUCUAUCGAGGUUAAUAGAAAAACGAGAGAAAGCCUCCUAGAAAAAUUCAUUACUAUAACUCCAAACAAGAAAAAUGAGAUAAGGUUUGACUCAACGAUAAGAAAAUAUACGGAAGCAUUACUAAACAAUAAAGAUCAAUAUUUAAACAUCUUGAAGGAAAAGAGAGAACUUGCUAAUCAAAUUAUAUCUAUAUGGUCGGAUCUACGAAAAGUAAGACAGCAAAAUGGUGCACUUGAAACAUCUAUAGAAAUUGAAAUUAUAAAUUCAACUUGGACUGACGAUGCUUUUUCGAAGGAAUGGAACAAUAUUUUUGAAAUUGAAUAUUCGGAUAAGCUUCUUCAAUAUGAAUUUGACUAUGUAAGUAAAUACUUAGAAUACAAAGAAAUCAGGAAAAGUAACGAUGAAGCCAAACGUAAAAUUUCAAAACCAAAAUUAAAUAUUAAUGCUGAGGAAAUCAAGAAUGAAGUCACUAAAUUUAAAAUAUAUGUGGAUGAUGUUUUUGUGUGUGAAACGGAAAAUGUUAGUGUUGAAGAUUUUUCAAAAAUAGAUUACAGUGAUUUUGUUACUCUGCAAAUUCUAGAGAAUAAUAAAGUUAUUUCUAUCAUACUAUGUGACAAUGAUUCAGAUGUGUCAUACUACAGUUUUAAUAUAAAUGAAAUUCGCAAAUCGUUCAUAAGCACAGAAUUUAAUGAAAGGACUUUUAUUGGUGAUAAAAUAAUUAAGCCAAAUUCGGAUAGCGUAGGUAGUGGUCUAAGUUUUAAAGACAUCGCAAGUUAUUAUAAAGUUAGACUCAAGAGUAGCAAUUUUUUAAAAGGUAACUUGUACACAAAAUGUAAAGUUGCAUUAAAAAUAGGUUGGAACGAUAAACUGAGCGAAAGCCAAAACGAAGCAAUAAAGAGUUUUGCAAACAUAGAACAACAAAUUAAACGUAUGAUGUAUAAAGGGGAUGGUCGGAAUUUAAAUAAUCUGUUAGAAAUAAUCAAUAAUAUUUAUGAUUACAAUAUUGAAGAUCAAAGUAUAAUAGAUUCUUUAAAAGAUAUGUGCAGAAGUGUAGCUAAAAAUGAUGACACUACAUUCGUCGAUGAAAGCGCUGAUAGUGUUCGUUUCAAACUGUUGAGUUUAAGAAAUGGCGGAGGAUUUUUAAGCGUAACAAAUAAAUCUAUACCAUUAUUUCAAACGCAAAUUACCACUGAGCAGCUUAACUCUUUGCAAAAAAGCGAGGAAAAAGAAUUUGAUGUGGAAUAUUUUGAAAGUAAACGUAUAGAUAUGGAUCCCAUAGAUUUGCAGAGGUAUAUGGGAAUGCGGUUCGUUGAUAAAUUAAAUAGAAAAAUUACAACAGAAUUGAAUGAGCGAUUAUUGAGAAAAACACACAAGGAUGUUGUUAUGGAUUUUAAGGAUUUAAGUCUGAGAAGUUUAUUCGCCAAUAAACAAAACAUAAACCUAGAUCAGUCUUCAAGUGUAGUAAGAAAACAAUUAAUAGAAGAAGGAUUAGCGAAUGAGCAGGAAAUACACGUCUCUGUAUUAAGAGCUUUAAAUUUAUUCGAUCGUAGAGUUGAAGAGGAUAGUGACACUGACUAUGAAGAUAUUGCAGGAUAUCGAAUGCGUCGGCUAAGACCAUUCGUCAGAAUAAGCUACCACGGCGAGACAGUUCAGAGUCCCCUAGCGGUUGGUAGUCAUCCGACAUGGAAUUACACGGCCAAAAUAAAAACCAAACUCGAUCCCUUGUCGUCCAUACAUAUAAACUUAUAUGAUGAAUAUAGAAUUAAUAUCAGUCAAGAUUCAGAUAUCUCCAGUCAAUCUUAUCGAUACAGAUGUUAUAAUAAAUGGUUGGGAACCGUUGCAAUUCCAAUGAACACAGUCAUUAAUUUGGGCACACUCUACGGUACAUUUAAAGUUACAACGCCGCCAUUUCUUUUUGGCUACGAAAGUAACACAGCGGAAUCGACGUCAAUCAUACCAGAAAUAAUGCGAUUAUUGAGAAAGGACACCGCUUUCAUUACGUUACGUGUAACAACAAGCUUAUCACAUUUAGGCGGAUGUGAAUUUUACAAUCGGCCAAUGGAAACGGACGAUCCUAUUAUUCAGCAUUUAAAUAGUUUCAUAACAGAUUAUUUAGUAGAUUUCCCGACCAGAAACAUAACGUUGACCUUCAUAGAUAGUUCAGGAACAAACAAACCCGUCACUGAAUUUAUUCAGUCUUUACCGGACGUUUUUUUAAAGAACGCAAAAAGAGCAGAAUCUGCGUCGAAAAGUUCCUCUUCCGGUCGUAAGAAGAGUACAGAUAAUAUAAAUGUAAGAGAGGAGAGCGUUUUUGAAAUAGAAAAGCCUGAUGUUUCUCUAUCACAAAUGAUGAAUAUGGCCGUGCGCUAUGUGUCAUUGAUUCCUACAUAUGAGUUGGUUGAACCUCAUGCUGUGACGUUGAAGGGAAUUGAGUUAUUAAAAGUCCAAUAUGGGUCGCCUCUUGAUCACACUUUAUUGCUAGCCAGUUAUUUUGCUCAUUUGGGCAUCAAAUUCUGGGUUGUCGUUGGUCACGGUUUACCUAGAGGAUUAAGCAGUUACGUAAUGGUAAAAUAUCGAAGCAACAGAAUUAUUACGGUCGAGGAUACGGAGAGCAGGGGAUUCUUUAGCAAAGAAGAUAUUAAUAAGGUGGUCGUAUUUGAUGCUGUUAGCGGUGAGAAGCAUGAUGUUAGAGAUGUUGGAUGCCCAUUAAAAAGUGUAAACUACGUGUUUAAUGGUGAAAAUAUAUGGGUGAAUGUGCAAUCCACAAAAGACUGCGAAAGCUUAUCAUUUGAUUUUACAAAAUCUUCAAACUGGCUAUCAGUUUUUAAUAACGUUAUGUUUGUGAUGCAACAGCCCGCUAUCACUUCUAACAUCUACAGCUCACCAGGUGACGUCGAAAAUUUAAGAAAUGAUUUGGAAACUAAAAUCAAAACAAAAAUACAAAAAUGGCGUUGGAAUGUUAGGACCAUAUGGAAUAGGUACCUAAGCAAUUUAUUGCGGGAAUCGUUACCGUAUUGGGAGUAUUGGAGCUUUAAUCCAGAAUCUGAAAAGCCUACUUUAGGCCAUAGACUUAAACAGUUGAUGGUGACAUAUAAGAUAUUUGGUUUCCCGUUAAACAUGCACUAUCUUAACGCCAAAUAUGUGGUAGCUCGAGUAAAAUCUACGAUGGUUCAUAUGAGCGACGACCCUAAAGUAGAGUUUGGUUUGGCUGUCGAAGUGUACGCUUAUCCUAAUAACGUCCUAAGUGUGUGGGUGUUUAUUGCGAGUAUGACUAGAAUAUAAUUGAAAUAUUAAUUGUUGUCUUUUAUUGAACGGAAAAUCCAAAUUUUACCUCAAUGUAUUACGUUUAAAUAUAUUAUGUUCAAAAGAUGAUAUAAGGGAAGAAACAAAAACGAUUAUCAGAAGAGCAAUAUAAAAUUUAUUAUUAAACUCAUCGGGAAUCUUAAACGAAUUAAUUUAAUUUAAAUAAAAAAUAGAGAUUGUAUGUCUUUUUGUUUUAAUGCUAACAAAAUAAAAUUAACAUUUAUUUCAUUGCUGUAUAAAAAUAUACGUAAAGUAGAAAAAAAGAGAUGUUACAAUUACGUGUUUCGACUCGCUCACAUGAUACCAACUGUCAUACCAUAGACAACAUGCAGUACCGCCUUAGACUAUACCCAAGUGUUAAAAAAAAUUUAGUCCAUUGAUCUAAGAAUGUGCCAUUAAUUAUUAUCAAUUAAUCAAAAUAAUAAAUAACUAUUGAAUGACGUAGAGAAAGGUUGAUUAUCAUAUUUUACUUCGAAUAAUAAUUCAAAACACAUUCAUCACAAUUUUAUUAAAACCUCAGAAUAUUUUACAAAAAUAAUUUCUAUAUCCAGAUAGGUACAAAUAGCGUUACAUUAGGAUAUAAAUUAAGACCUAGCGCUUACAAUAAAAUGCCCACGACUGGGACAGACUCCAUAUGACUUAAGUUAUUUCAUUAAAAAGCUUAUUGUUUUAUUUCAUUAGGUGAAGAUAUAUUUUAUAAUAGUCUGAUAAUUAUUUCGAACGUCAAUCGAGCAUGUCACUAGCUUUACAUAAUUAAAUAAUUAUGAUACUGUCGUAAUUACUUUAGAUAUAAGUUGAGCUCAGUAUAGUUGACGUCAAAUAGCUACAGUUUAAAAGCAUGAUGGCGUCGACGGCAUUCUUUUGGCGGCAAUCGAUAUCGCGUUGCUAUGGAAACCAAUGUUACGAGUCGCCCUCACCCCGGUCGACCUAAAAUCGGCCAUCGCUCAAAUUCUAAUUGUCUGGCGCCAAAUCACGCUAUGAAUAGUGUUAUUAUUUAAAAAAAUUUAUGAUGAACAUUUUUUAUCGCACAAUAUUUUCAGUCACUCGUUACACAGAAGUACCACAAAUAAGUGUCGCUUGUGCAAAUAAUAAAUCUUCAUUAGUAUGCGGUCAUUUUUUUCAAUAUUUACUGUCCAAUGAUUGCAGGACUCUCGUUCUUAUAUAUCAGUUCCAUAAAAGACCUGAAACUUAAUUUGUGGUUCUGCUGCACUCAAAUAUGAACACAAUUCAAAAUGUGGCUUACUUUUGGUAGUUUUAAUUUUUAAAAUUGUUAAGUAACCAAUGCGUUAUUAUAAUUAUCAUUAAAUAGCACACACAACUGACAUACUUUCCUCAGACCAAUUCAACUCGCAGAGAAUUAAAAAAAAA